ACAAGCUGACAGGAAGUUGUUUUUUUUAUUAUUAUAAUUAUAUUCACCUGUCAAGUUUUAUUUAUGAAAAUCGAAAUGCCAGUUUUAUUCCCAAACCAUUAUUGGCUGAUAUCGUCUAAAUUCGGACUUAGAUCUACUUGUUGUAUUUAUUAUAUUUAAUGCAGCUUUUAUCGCAAUGAAAAGAAUGUUACCAAGAGUUGGUGUAUUUGGUACCACAACAACGAUAAAAUGUUUGGUACCAAUUUUAAAGUCCAGUGGUUUUCAAGUUGUGGCUUUAUGGGGGAGAACCAAGGAGCAAGCCGACGACCUUGCAAAGGAACUAGGUAUACCAUUUACAACGCAGAAAGUCGACGAAGUUUUGCUGCAUAAAGAUGUUGAUUUUGUUGUUAUUAGCUGUUCCCCACACCUACAGUCUCCAAUAGCUGUCAAGGCAUUAAACAUUGGAAAACACGUCUUAUGUGGAACCCCAUCUGGUCCAGGGCAAGUUGAGGUUCUGCGAAUGGUUAAUGCAGCAAGAUAUUAUCCAAGACUUAUGUCACUAAUGUGUCAUAGCCUUAGAUUUUUACCAACAAUAACAAAAAUGAAGAACCUUAUUCAGAAUGGAUUUGUUGGGGACAUUACGAUUUGUGAAGCCAAGGUACAUUAUCAUUUCAGUGCAAAAGAUAGCUAUGAUUGGACAUGUGAUGAAUUAAUGGGAGGUGGCAUGUUGAAUACUAUAGGUUGCAAUAUCAUUGACAUAAUAACAUACCUGACGUCACAGAAAGCAACCAAAGUUCAUGGAAUGUUGAAAACAUAUCAAAAACAAACAGACAAAAUUAAGGGUAUACGCGAAAUAACUAGUGAUGACUUUUGUUCUUUUCAAAUGGAACUUGAAAAAGGUGCGUGUGCAACUGUUACACUUAAUUCACAUAUGCCUGGACCAUUCAUACAAGAAAUUAUCAUAGUUGGCAGCAAGGCUCGACUAACAGUUAAAGGGGCUGAUCUUUAUGGACAAGCUCAUGAUAAAAUCAAAGAAGAUCUAUUGCAGUUUGAGCCUGUUCAUUACUCUGAAGAAGAAAGAAUGGGCAUAUCGCAAAAAGUUAGACGCGAGAUACCAAAUCCUUAUCUUAAAGGAAUGAUUAGAAGCGUUGAGGCUGUACGAGUUGCAUUUGGAAAAGAAGAAGUACGUCAAAGUUGGUGUUCAGAGCCAUUGGUAGCAGCUGCAACUUUUGAAGAUUCUCUUUACACGCAAACUGUCAUAGAUGCAAUUAAGAAAUCAAGUAAAACAAAAGAAUGGGAAAAGAUUGUUAUGAUGAAAGAAGAACCAGAACCAAAUCCAUUCCUUUCAGCAGCUAUGAGAAAAAGCACAUUUUCUCUUCAUUAGCCUACAUGUAAUUAACAGACUGAAAAAAUACAAAACAAAGCAACUGUUGAUAUUUUUGUUCUAAAAUAUUCAACAAAAUUUUUAUGCAUUUAAAAAAACUCAACAUGAAGAAAAGAAUCUCUUUUACAAAAAUUUGAUAAAAUGAAAAAAAAAAUCUUACGUACAUGUAAAAGUAAGGAAAAGCAGUGUAAACACAACUAUUCAUUACCAUUUAUAAACUUUGCCAAGAGGUGAUUUUCAAAAGGGCAACAAUAAUCUGCAUAAUCUGUAGUGUAUGGGCUAUAUAUAGGCAGAUUUGUCCAAACACCUGGUGUUUGCUAAUCAACCAGUACGUUUCCGAACUCAAACUAACUUCUUUACAUUUUAUUAGUACUUCUGUGAAUACACCUGCAUUUCUUUGACAACUUUGGUAUUUUUUUAUAAAAUGUUUGUAUUUCUUUGAAAACUGAUGCUAGAGCUUCAGAUAGUUGCUUGGGUUUUAAUAAAGGGUUCUACAAGCCUUCCACGCAGAAUUAACCACUUUUACUCAUGGAAAUAUAAUUGGACUUUUCCUCUAAUUUAGACAUAUCAUUGGGAAUUUUGAGUUUUAUUAAAAUAGUGUUCCAUUUUAUUUUUAAAUCCUUUUUUAGCCAUUUUGUGUAAAGAUUUAUGUACAAAGUUUUUGAUUUCAUACAUUUUGGCAAGACAUGUUUUAAAGAAUGAACAAAUGUGAAAAGUAAAUCACACCUUAUCACAACCAAAUCUCAUGGUAUAAAAUAUAUGAUAAAAUCAAAUUUUUAACGAUUAAUAAAUUGCUCAAAAGAUAUUGUUUGUAUUUUGAGCUAUUGUGUGAAAAUAUAUGUAUUUCAAAUAAGUGCAUGGUUAUCUGUCUUAUAUAUCAUAUAUGUGAUGUAAUUGUUGAUAUAUUUAUCUUUUAGCUAAUAGCCUACAUUUACUUGUUUUUUUACUUGAUUAGAUAAUGUACUAGGUAACAGCAAUUUCAUUUUCAGCCUGACAUUGUGUACAACCAUUUCAUAAUAAGGGUACAACAAAUAAUCAUUGAAAGCCAGUUUUAAGUUUUAACGUUAAUUCUUUGCUUUAUGUUUAUGUAUUAUUACUGUAUUUAACCAAUAUUAAAUCAUUUUGAAGUUUAUAAUUUGUAGUUGAAUAUUAGUAAUGAUAAUACUUUAACUAUGCAUAUUAAAGUGACAAAGCUAUGGCAACAGGCAAUUACAAAAUAAUAAUGUUCUUAACAGAUCAUUUGCUCAUACUCAUGGUCAACUUCACAAUCUUAUUACAAUAAGAGGCUGUAUGUUUAGUUUGACAUGAUGCAGUUCGUGAUACAUUUUCAAAUUUGAAAUAUUAUUAUUUUAUUCAAUUUUAUGUUAUAUAUAUAUGAGUAUAGCUUUUAGAAAAUAUGGUGUUUAUAUUUGAUAAAGGAGCUUUAGAGGAAAAAUAAACUUUGUGCAAGAUAUCAUAUUCCUCUAUAUGUAUAAUGGAAUGUGUAUUUGCAUUAAAUUGUUCCGACAAGAUAGUCCUGACAGAUCUAAGAUAGCAAAUCACUAACGAGUCAUAUUUCAUAUUUUUAAGCAAACAAUAUUUUGCAUUUACAAAGAACAGAACAAAAAGUUUACUCACCAUUUAUUAUUAAAAUUGUUGAGUCUAUAUUAUUUAUUUGUACGGUAUAUAUGUAUUUAUUCACUGAAAUCUCAUUCUGCUCAAUAUUAUUAUUGUGUGUUAAUGUAAUAAAAUAUAUUCAGGGUUUAUUGCAUGUUGUAUUUUAUUUAUAUAUUAUAUGUAUUUAUUUAGUUAAAACAAUUAUACCUACAUGUACAUUAACGUACCUACAUCAAAUACAUCUACACGGUGAUUAAAAAUAAUUUAAUAUUCUAUGAAGUCUUCAUGUUUUGGCAUUAAAAUUAGAUGUAGAUGAUAUGUAUCAUAAAUUCCUAUAUUAAAAUUAAUAUUUAUUGACAAUGAUAAAAUACCAUAUUAAAAGGAACAGUGGUCUUGAGUCAUAUUUCUCUAGGUAGGUACUUGUAGAUUUUUUUGUUUAUCAUAUUUGUUACCAUACUAGUCAUUUAUUUUAUAUACUUUAUCUAUGCAUGUAUCAGUAUUGUAGUUAUUUGACAUAUGAGUCAAUAUGACCCAAUAGGAAAGUGAAGUAAACUAACAAGUUAUAAACCCCCAUUAUUUAAUAUUUAAAAGUUUAACAUCAAUGUCCAUGGAUUGCUGUAUAUGAUGGAAGCAUAUAUGAAUUGUGUUCUAUGUAAUUUAUAGAUUGUUUCUAAUGGCGAUCAGAGUUUUUUGAGAUUGAGUCAUGCAGCAUUUUUUUUUAAAAAAGAGUUACUACAUUGUCAUUGAUACUUUGUAAGUACUCUACAGGUGAGUUAGAGAGUUUUUUUUUAUCAAACAUGCUAGGACUGUUUGGCUUGUCCUAAGGAGUAACUGUAUUGAAAUACUGGGACACAAUAAUUCUCCUUUUAAUUGAUCUAGAAUGUUCAAACUUGGUGUAGGUGUUUAUUGGCACAAUGCCUUGAUAUGAGCAUUUUCUGCUGAGGGUAAGCCGAGAUAAGCAAUUUGAUUCGUUGAUGCUUUGGGACACAAUAACUUUAGUUUUAAUAAAGUGAGAGUGAUGAAACUUGGUGUAUAGUUUCAUUACAUGAAUACCUUGACUAAGUUCAAUAAUGAGCAUUAUCUGCUCAGGGUAACCACAGCGAUAAGCAAUUUGAUUGGUCUGGACUUUGGAACAUAAUAACUCUCCUUCGAAUUGAGGUAGAAUGUUCAAACUUGGUGUAAGCAUUGAUUAGGUGAAUGCCUUGAUGGAGUUCGAAGAUGGGCAUUUUCUGCUUAGGGUAAGCAGAGAUAAGCAAUUUGAUUGGUUGAUGCUUUGGGACCCGAUAAACUUUGGUUCUAAUUAAGUGAAAGUGAUGAAACUUGAUGUAGGCUAUAGUUUCAUCACAUCAAUACCUUGACUAAGUUUGAUUAUGAGAGCAUUUUCGGCUCAGGGUAAGCAAAACGACGAUAACUCUCCCUUUAAUUGAGGUAGAAUGUUCAAACUUGCUGUACGUGCCUUGACAUAGUUCGUUCAUGCGCAUCCUCCACUAAGGCUAAGCAGAGAUCAGCAAUUUGAUUGGUUGAGACUUUGGAACAUGAUAACUUUGGUUCUAAUUGGAUGAGAACUAUGAAACUCUGAGUAUAGAUUCAUUAUAUCAAUACAUUGACUAAGUUCGAUGAUGAGAAUUUUCUGCUUUGGCUAAAUAACGAUAAGCAAUUUGAUUGGUCAAGACUUUGCAACAUAACUGCUUUUACUUGAGGUAUAGAUGUUCAUUAGGUGAAUUUCAAUGACUAAUAUUUCCCAUUAAUGCUAAGCAAAGCUAAGCAAUUUCUUUGCUCGAUGCUUUGGGACAAGAUAACUUUGGUUCUAACUGAUGGAGAGUGAUAAAACUUAAGUGUAUAAUUUCACUCACUACCAGGUACUUCAAAACCUUAGUUUGAUAGUGAACAUUUUAUGCUUAAGACUAAGCAUAGAUAAUUAGUUUGAUUACUCGAUACUUUGAAAUAGAUGAAUGUGCAAUUAAUUUAUAUAUCAUCGGUGAAGUGUCAAAAGGGUGUAUCUAAGAAUUUCUAAAGAUUAAGAAAUAGAACCUUUUGCAUUUCAAAAUUUACACAAAUCAAGAUACAUGAUGCCCAGAAUAGUUCUAAUUGGUGUAAAGAUACACAGCUUAGACAGAAAUGUGCAUAUUAAGUGGGAGAUUUUAAAUAUGCAAAAAAGUGUAUUUGAAUAAUUUCCCCGAGAUACACCCUUUUGACACUUCCGUGAUUUCGAAGGGUGACUUCAGCCUCACCAUUGGCGUGUUUCCAUUAAUUACGUCUAGAGUUAUGGCCCUUGUUACACUUUGUCGAAGCUUGUGAAUGCUGUUACGACCAACGUUAUCAGAUCUGUAUGAAAAUUAUAUGCAUCAUUUAAAUUAGUGAAGUGAAGAAUACUAUCGAAUGUCGGGCAAUUUCCGUCAAUUACUUCUUGAGUUAUGGCCCUUGUUUCACUUUGUUGAACCAUGUGAACGCUCGAAUGACAAAAGUCAUCCGAUCAGUAUGGAAUUUAUAUGCAUCAUUUGAAUUAAGGAAUCAAAGAAGCCUAUUGAAUUUCAGAAAUUUCCGUUAAUUCUAGAGUUAUGGCCCUUGUUUUACUUCGUUGAACCUUGGGAACUCUCAAAUGACAAAAUUACCAUUAAAUAUCUUUGAAAUUUAUAUUCAUGAUCUAAAUUAGUCAAACAAAGGAGCCUGUUGAAGUUCAGCAAUUUCCGUUAAUUACUUCUAGAGUAAUGGCCCUAGUUAACUUUAUUGAACACUAUGAACAAAAGUUAUUAUUGGAUCUGUAUGAAAUUUAUAUGCAUUAUUUGAAUUUCAACAAUUUCUGUAAAUUACUUCCAGAGUUUAGGCACUUGUUUCAGUUUUUGAACCCUCAAACGACGAAAAUUAUAAUCUGAUCCGUAUGAAAUUGUCUUGUAAAUGCCCCCCAUUACUUCAAGAUUCUGUUCACAUAACGGUUAUUAACGUUUUAUUAUCAGGUCUGUGAAUUAAUGUGCAAAUAUUUAUGAUUAAAAAAGAUAUCAUUUUC
This is a messenger RNA of Patella vulgata (common limpet), 5963 nucleotides long. RefSeq names its product glucose-fructose oxidoreductase domain-containing protein 1. The coding region runs from base 176 to 1363 and encodes 395 amino acids. The transcript has a single exon. The record is from RefSeq and is a predicted model, not a curated record. NCBI's taxonomy places the organism in Eukaryota, Metazoa, Mollusca, Gastropoda, Patellidae. Gene Ontology annotation, molecular function: nucleotide binding.